GGGAGGUUCUCCACUGGUGGUACAGUGAGAGUUUUUUUUUUUUUAAUCUUUUUUUAUUUCUUAUUUUUAUUACUCUUUUUAUUUGUCAUUUUCUCUUUAGUUUAAAUUGACAGUGGGAUUUGUAUUUAGCAGAUUUUUGUUAUAAGAAAUCAGAGGAUAUGAACAGGAAGCCACUUUAGUGUUCUACUUACCACCCGAUUCCUUUAUAGUAGGUGUAAGAAUGUCCCCAUUUUCUCUGAUUUUAUCUAAUUCCCUUUUUUUUGGGUUUUAUUUAGAUUUGAUUUACAUAUUUGGUUCCUAAGGAGAUAAUUUUAUGGAAGUUGUUUUGCAUCUAACUUUUUGCAGAUUCAUUGCUUGGUCUAUGAGUGUGGAGUUGUCUAGGUGCAAAUGGGUUUGAUCUAGACAUUCUUAUGUGUGUGACUGAUCCUAAUGUUUCAUUUUUUAGCUUUCAGUAGAUAUUUGAUUUUCUCUAGAUCAAUAUCUUAAUGUAUCAUGGAUAUAUUCUUUUGGUCUCUAAUCUCUUCCUAACAAACAAAAACAAAAUUAAGUGUUGUAGAUAUUAUGUUGAGUGUCAUGAUUUUGACUCUGUUGUUAUGGAUAUACCUGCUUCUAUACUGUUAAAAUUAUUGAGCUCUGUCUAUGCAAGAACCCCAAAGUGAUUGUUUUUUCUUCUAUCAUCGGGUUCAGGUUAUUAAUUUUGUUUUGCUGUGAAAGGGUUUGGAAAAUGUGAUAGGAAUAAGAUGGAGAAGAUUGAAAAGGAAGGAUACUGUUUGGUGAGAUGGGUUAUUCAUUCUCUGUUUCUGUUACGAGUUUCUUUUGUUUUCUCACUAGAUUUUAUGAAUUUC
Messenger RNA from Rubroshorea leprosula, 845 nucleotides. NCBI's taxonomy places the organism in Eukaryota, Viridiplantae, Streptophyta, Magnoliopsida, Malvales, Dipterocarpaceae. The record is from the annotation of a GenBank genome assembly.